UGGAUAGGGCAAAGUACGGAUUCCUGUUCAGGGCAGAUCAUGUACGGGUCGUUUUUAGAUCAGCUCCAGAGCAACGGAAGCGUGACAGUUUGUUGACUGAGCUAAGUGUCACGCGAUAGUACUGUGACACUGUUUCUUGUUGACUUCCAGUUCUCCUUUGACAAAGUGUUUAUCCAAGACGAGUCUAAGUAAACAGUUGAGCGGUUGUUAGUUUCUAGGUUGAUGGAGAUAGUUGAAGACCAUUGGGACUUAUUAAAGUAAUUAAAGGUUUGAGCUCUCACUAAAGAAGUAAACAGCAAUAAAAGUUGGUGGAUGAUGGCUAACCACAGGGAUGCCAGUGAGAGCAGCCCUCUUUUGGACUCGGGAUCUGGGUACAGACCUUCACCACCAUCAGUGUUUCAGGGAAGAAGACUGGCAUGUGCAGCCAUCCUACUGGCUGAAUCACUAGAGAGGAUUGCUUUCUACGGCAUCACAUCAAAUCUUGUCCUUUUCCUCAAUGGCAGUCCCUUUUAUUGGGAGGGCACCCAGGCGAGCCAGGCACCUCUGAUGUUCAUGGGAAUUACCUACCUGAUAUCACCAUUUGGAGGCUGGUUUGCAGAUGCAUACUUGGGGAAGUUCUGGACAAUCGCCUCAAGUUUGAUCAUUUAUUUUAUUGGCAUGCUGUUUUUCCCUUUCAUUUCAAAUGAGGACACCAGGAUACACCUGUGUGGUCAAGAAGGGGCGUUUCCUGUGCAACCUGCUGAGUGUCUGAGUGCAAACAGUACCACCCCGAGUAAUAUAACCUGCCCCAUUCGGUCCCCGUACUGUGGCCCGGUGGUCUACAGUGGGCUGUUUCUGAUUGCGUUAGGUGUGGGAACCGUGAAGUCCAACAUCACACCCUUCGGGGCAGAUCAGGUCAAAGACAGAGGGCCAGAGGCCACACGCAGAUUCUUCAACUGGUUCUACUGGUGCAUUAACUUGGGAGCCAUCCUAUCUCUAGGAGGUGUGGCUUACAUCCAGCAGAACAUAAGUUUUACCCUCGGCUACAUCAUUCCAACAGUGUGCCUUGGGGUCUCCUUCCUGGUCUUCCUCCUGGGCAGUACCGUCUUCAUCACCAAGCCAGCUGAUGGCAGCGCCUUCACAGAUAUGUUCAAGAUCCUGGGCUUCGCCUGCUGUUACCAGAGAGCAAAGGAGCCCAAUCAUCUCAGGACCAGACCAACCCUACUAGACAAUGCUAAAGUGACCUAUGGAGGAAAAUUUCCUGAAGAGAAAGUAGAGGAGGUGAAAUCCCUGCUGAAAAUCCUGCCAGUUUUCUUGGCCCUGAUCCCUUACUGGACUGUAUACUUCCAGAUGCAGACAACAUACAUCCUGCAGAGCCUCCAUCUAAGACUUCCUGGAAGUGCCACGAAUAACACUGCUGACCUCCACAAGAUGACGUUCCGCUUCCCGGCCGCUUGGCUCACCAUGUUUGACGCCGUGCUCAUCCUUAUGCUGAUUCCCCUUAAGGACAAAGUGGUGGACCCUAUCCUGAAACGCCGCGGCCUGCUGCCUUCCCCUUUGAAGAGGAUCGCUGUGGGGAUGUUUUUUGUCAUGUGGUCGGCGGUGGCAGCAGGUAUUCUGGAGACCAAACGUCUGGACAUCGUCAAAUCAAACGGCACCAUUGACCAGGUGCUUGGCAACGUUAUCUACUACGCAGCAGAUUUACCCAUAUGGUGGCAAGUGCCUCAAUAUGUGCUGAUUGGAAUCAGCGAAGUCUUUGCCAGCAUUGCAGGUCUUGAGUUUGCUUAUUCUGCAGCCCCCAAGUCCAUGCAGAGUGCCAUCAUGGGGCUCUUCUUCUUCUUCUCUGGGAUCGGCUCCUUCGUUGGCUCUGGCUUGCUGGCGAUUGUCUCUGUCAAGGCGAUUGGCUGGAUGUCAUCACACAAAGACUUUGGUAAUAUCAACGACUGCUCUCUGCACUACUACUUCUUCCUCCUGGCAGCGAUCCAGGGUGUCACCCUGCUGGUCUUCCUCAUCGUCUCUGUCAAGUAUGACAAGCAGAAGGGCAAAACAGGAAGCCAGAGGCAGCGACACAUCUCCUCAUGACCCCCCCUCAAUUAUACAUCCCCUUAUCCCCCCUCACCAUACCUGCCUUUUCCUGUCAUUCGCUCCGUGCCCAAAGACCCUGUCCAAUAGGUACUUUCUAACAGAAUCCUACAGAAGUUUGGUUUACCUCUUUUAGAAAAAGUCACGUACGACCCUGUCAUGGCUUUAUAUUUCUUAUUUAAGUACAUUUUAACUUUAAAGAUGGGUUUUUUAUCCCUUUGAAUGACAUUAAUGAGUUAAUUUACCUGGAAAAAUGCAAAAACAGAGCUUACUGCAGGAGCCAUGUUUGAGUUGUCUCUCCUGCGUCUCUCCCCAUGUUGCCUUUCUUUGAUUAUUUGCACUUGCCUUGAGGAGUGGUGCCAUAAAAAGUGACUGUAUCUCUUCUAAUCACGAAGACUGUCAGAUGUUUUAUAGUACAGUUUUUACUCCCUGCUUUCUAACAAAACUUAUACAUGGACUAACCAUCUUACUGACCCUGGUGUGAUCCAUUAGUGUUUGAAAUGAUCGUUGAAAUAGUUUCUAUGUUCUUUCAUGUUAAGUCUGAAAGGAGGCUUUAAGUGUACUUGAAUGUUAGCAUUAUGUCUUGAUUUUAAUAACCAAUAUUGGGCUUCUGGAGAGCUUCAAAUACCUAUGCAGUAAUAGAGUUAUGAUCCAAUUGAAUGUGAAAUGAGAUUUCAUGCAGAAGGUACUUUUACGUUGAAGUGUUGUUGCUGAUUCAUCGAAGUUAUUGCUGUUAAUGUCGGUAGAGAACGGGGCUUUUGUUCAACAAGAUCCUAAGAAACAAACUUCCUAUUUGACUUAUCUAAUAUGAAUCUAAUAUUCAGAGGAAAUCUGCUUCCUCUGCUUGUGAUUACAUACCAUAAAUCCACAAAAGUCCUUCUCUGAAUCCGCUAUAAAUCCCCGGACAGCUCCAUACAUUAAUAAUGAUAACUCGUCAUGUUAGAAAUAGUUCAUGACUCAAUAAGCUUUUCAUUUCUGGUGAAGCUGCAGAACUGCAUGUCCACGCUACAAACAACUAAUUAAAAAUUAAUCUUGAGCUUAAAAGACAACCUUGAGUGUAGCUCUUAAAAUAUCCACAGCUUCAAUGCUUGGAUCAAGAUGAAAAGUAGUUCUAGACUUAACAUGCAAAUGAGUUAACCAAUUCAUCCUGAGAUCAUUUUAUAUUUUUUAAAUUUCAUAAAAAAAUCAACUUUCCCAGUGUUUGUUGACAGUUUUUUUUACAGUGUUAUCAUGACUUUGCAGCUUUGCCAGGAAAUGUUUUGUGUAUUUAUUAGACUGUGAUGCAUUUUUUUUAGCCUUUUAUUGCUAAGAAAACUGCUUGUGUGUGUGUUUCUACAAUCCUCAGAAUGGGUUUAGCACAAAGUAAUGAAUUUUAUUAAAGCAAGAAAACUCAGGGCUCGAGGAACGGUGUCGAGUGACAUAACUCUCCAGGAAAUGUAAAAACUGCCUUUGGGAGCUCACAACGGUGUUUACCCUGUGGUGUACAUAAAGUGACAUUUGUAUCCGCACAUGAAAAGCAAAGAGCUCCCUCUCUGACGGUUUGUGACGCCUGUUUUUUGUGAUUUUACGUGUGUUAAAUUGGGCGGAUAAAUGGAUGUUCCAUGUUUUAUUGCGUGUUUUAUAUAUAAUGUAUUUGCUUUGCCAUCUCAGUCCUCUUAAAAAGAGUUUAUUACAUUUUAUUUUGGAA
Molecule: messenger RNA, 3748 nt
Organism: Notolabrus celidotus (New Zealand spotty)
Lineage: Eukaryota; Metazoa; Chordata; Actinopteri; Labriformes; Labridae
Gene: slc15a4
Product: solute carrier family 15 member 4
Exons: 9
Coding region: 313-2061 (582 amino acids)
Biological process (GO): oligopeptide transport; transmembrane transport
Cellular component (GO): membrane
Molecular function (GO): transmembrane transporter activity
Source: RefSeq, a predicted model, not a curated record